Messenger RNA from Peronospora matthiolae, 2802 nucleotides. The record is from the annotation of a GenBank genome assembly. Lineage: Eukaryota; Oomycota; Peronosporomycetes; Peronosporales; Peronosporaceae.
AUGUCUUUAUCCGCCGCAGCCGCUGCGAACCCGCACCACACGCUACAAGCAGCGCCACCCCAAGCUUCCCCCGCGCUCCCCUCGUCGUGCACCGCAGCCGCGCGUCCCCGUCGUCGCCGACGCAGCAGCCACGGCCCGUUACAAGGCGUGGUCGCGAUUGUUGACGUCCGUGUCGGUGCCGACGCGCAGAUCGAUUGCAGCGACGUCGUGGCUCGGAAACUGCGGGAGCUCGGGGCGUGCACCGUGAAGCGCUUCACGCCCAAGCUCACGCACGUGGUGCUGAGCCACUUGACGCCCGUGUGGAAGGCCAAGAUCGUCAAGUGGCAGACAGGAGGAGGGAGCGGCGCUUCUGCUGUAGCUGCUGCUGGUGUUAGUAGAGGGACGCGGUACGAGCUGCACAUUGUGUCGCAGCUCUGGGUGAACGCGUGCUACGUGAGCAAACAGAAACGGGACGAGCGGUCGUUCUUCCCCGUGCGGCAGCAGCAGCACGUGGUAAUGGACCGGCAAGGGACAAGUGGAGCGGCGGCGACGCUUUUGAUUGGACGAGAAGCAGGACCGCAGCAGCAAAAACAGCGUCGACGAGGCCGUCCGUCGUUGGGACAAAACGAGACGCUGAAGCUUGGAAAGGGACGGAAUGUGGUGGUGCUGCCGCUACAGGACAACGAGGAACGAGAGAAGGCGAGCGGAAAUGGAGGAGAGAAGAAGGGCUUGGAUUAUGUGGCAGUGGAUCUAUUGACGCCGUCUCCUGUAGGUCGUUCCAAGGUGAACAAGACGCUGCAGAGAGGUAAGAGAAAAAUGCGCGCGCACUCGAUGGAGCCACUGGCGUCGGACGCAAUUUUGAAAUUACUGGGGGACAAGGAGUCAGUGGCUGGAGGGGAGGAGAUUAUUAGUACACCAGUAAAGCAAAUGAUUCGAUCGAGAUGCAAGACGUCGUCGGUAAAGCGGAGAAAGACGUUGAAUGGACCACCGACGCAGCAGUAUGAAGACGAUGUGACGGCAUCCCAGGCACAUGGGAUUGAAGCAGAGAGUGCUAUAGAGAUUGACAAGAAGAGCGGAAUGGUGGAGGAGAGCAAUCUUGACGGUGUUGUGGUACCGGACUGCCAAGCUAGUCUCUGUUUAUCUGGUGCGAGUUCUGCUCUUACCCCGGAUGGCAAAGAACUUGGGGCUGGCAGUACGCCGGGAGACAGCAGCAAGAGUCCGAAGAGAACAACAGCACGAGAAUUGCGGCGUCGCAACAGGACUUCGCUUUCGUAUGGCAGCGGACUAACUCUGAAAACGGGUAUCUGGUCAUGUGCUGCAUGCGGCUGCUCGAAUCCUCGCACGCAUCGAUGCUGCACAGAUUGUCAAGGCUUGAAGGGAGUCGCAAAAUCUACAAGCGUUGGUAGUAUCGAUCCCGUGUCACCCGUUGAGAUUGCAAGCACAAUGGCAGAUGUACCUAAAGCACAUCUUGCGACGUCUACAAGCACAUUGGCGAAUGUGACUGAUGCACCUCCCGUGACCCCAUCAACUCCUGCUACACCAGUAUCAACGACUCCGAAUCUUACUGAAGCAAUAAGAUUGUCAACUUUCGCUAUCAAACUCAAGAGGUCUAGCAGCUGCCUAUCCGUGCCCGGACGGAACUCAUGGUCGUUGACUCGACCAACUGCGAGCUCAGCUGCAAAAGCCCGUACUCCAAGUCCGUCAGCAUCCAAAGUUCCGCGGGCGGUACUGAGGUCUUCAGCUUAUGGUACCGGAACGUGUGGCGGGACUUUGAGCCCCGCCACUCGAGUCUCCACGUCGAAGCAUACGAAUAGGAGAGCCUUAGUAGCAAAUGCUUCAAUCUCGACUGUCGCACGAGUGCAGCAUUCUGUAGCAGAAAAGGCACUGCUAACGACAGGUGCGAUGAAGCUCAUGCAGGGCUCUGCUAAAAAGCGUUCUCGUCCGCCAUUCUCCAGCAAUUUAUUGACAACCCCAGUCGUGAAAAAAGCGCGACGGAACAUAAACACGGAAGACUUAACAAUGGACAAGCACUUGGCAACUCCAGGCUCAGUGUCGGGAUUUCUGAAGAAGCAUCGGGACGUGAAUUUGGCUCCAAUUUCCAUGGCUAUGAGUUUUUCCAGUACAAUCAAUUCUCAGAGGCCUGCGCGCAGUGUAAUAGGUAUAACUGGAGUAAGCGCAGAAUUACGCGGAGUGCUGGAGUGUGCAAUUCACGCCAUAGAUGCCAACAUGACAAAUGACACUGGGUACCGAAAGGCACGCAUGGUGAAAAGCGUGGAUUACGCGGCUGGAGUGACCCACCUUAUAGUUGGCAAAGGCGCAAAACGCACCAUUAAAGUGCUUUUCGCCAUUGCUCGUGGAGCCUGGAUUGUAUCAGAAGACUGGGCAUUUUCGUCCCUUGAACAAGAGCGGUGGUUGCCAGAAGAAGAUUUUGAGCUGACGAUGUUUGCAAACAAGUACUCGCGUGAGCAUCCGGAGUCUCGGCAGAAAUUUAAGGGGAUGAAGUUUUUUGUCGGCCCAAAUGUUGAGCCAUCGCGCGAGGUUCUUCAGUCGCUCAUUCAAGUUGCAGGUGGAGAGAUAUGCAAUCAGAUUUCAGUGGCAGAUGUGUGUAUCUGCGGCGAUGCCUCACUGUUUCGACGAGCCCGGAGGACUGGCAUUCAAGCUGUUACCUCGAAGUGGGUAUUCGACAGCAUCGCAGCAAUGAAGCUUGAAGAUGAGGCAAAAUACAAUUUUACAGUGCCUAUGGACGUCCUGGCGAAAACUCCACUUAAAAGCCGUCAAGAUGUGGCCUCAGGGCUAGAAGCUCACUCUACGGUGCCAGAAUGA